Limulus polyphemus (Atlantic horseshoe crab) is the source of this 4746-nucleotide messenger RNA. RefSeq names its product protein eva-1 homolog C-like. The record is from RefSeq and is a predicted model, not a curated record. NCBI's taxonomy places the organism in Eukaryota, Metazoa, Arthropoda, Merostomata, Xiphosura, Limulidae. The transcript is spliced from 7 exons. The annotation marks the transcript as partial. Gene Ontology annotation, molecular function: carbohydrate binding.
CACUGUUAUCAGGAACGCUUCGCAAUUUUCAAGUUCACGCUUGUGAUGGCACAGAGCUUGUGAUCAAAUGCUGGCCAAACACUGUCAUCGCCAUCAGUUUUGCUCUUUACGGAAGGACAGUUCCAUCCCACGAGCUUUGCCCUCGAGAACAGGAAAUAUCCAAAGACAUCUACUUGGAGACGAACGGAACGAAUUGCCUAGCACCUCAGGCUUUGCGGACGGUGGAAGAAAGGUGUCGACACCAGCGAAUUUGUAGAAUAAAAACAGCUCCAGAAUCUUUUGGUAAAGAUCCGUGUCCGGGUGUUCGGAAAUAUGCCGAGGUGGUAUAUAAGUGUAGACCAAGUUCUUUUAUCAACAAAAUUGUGUGCGAGCAUGAGAGACUUCAAAUUGAGUGUGAGAAAUCUCGACGAAUCGUUAUCUACUCAGCAUCGUUCGGGGGAACACAUCACGGCAUUUACGAAUGUCCACAGAAGACCGGGAAAAUUGCCCCAGAUUGCCAAGGUAGCUACACGACAGAGACUGUAAUGCAAGGCUGUCUAGGAAGACGAAGGUGUUCUAUCCUCGCUUCUGUUCAGACAUUCGGCAAACCUGGUUGUCCGGCAGGUACCCGCCAUUACCUUAAGGUUGUUUACACUUGCGUUUCUAAAGAAAUACUUCGGAAGUUGGACACUGAUGGACAAAAGAACACCGAAAUCGACAAAACAGAUUACUUUGUGGAAAAACCGAGAUUUGUAGCGCCACCUGUAGGUCAGAAUAGAACUAGAUGGAAAGGAAGCCUAGAAUAUACCAUUACUGUCGGCAAAAGCACAACAACUACAAAACACAAGACAGUUGUUGACCAGCCAGUUGUUCAAGGUGGCGAGAAUAUGGACGGAGAUGACACUACUAGUAACUGCACUGUUAUUGAAGGGGACCAAAAGGUUGUGGGCUUCCUUACCGAGUGGAUUGCGGCAUACAAGUUCUUAAAAGAAAACAAAGAAAAGUGUAUUCUUUACCUGACGCUCAGUCUCGGUGCCGGAUUGGUCGUCUUCUUCCUGGUUCUAUCUAUCCGAUUAUAUGCUCAAAAGAAAAAAGAAAGGAAGAAAGCCAACUUAAACAUCAGCGAACCCCUUCCCACGUCAUUUGACGAAUAUAUUUCUGACCUAGAACAUUUAGAUAAUACUGAUAGACCGGGUGUAGAAGCACGGCGCGAAAGUAGGUCUACAAUGAGAAGACAAGACAGUGACACAUAUCCAAGAGCUCCCAUGUCUCAGAACAUGAACAAUUAUUACUACAGUUAGUUCUUUAUGAGAAGUAGCCAUAUUUAUAUUGGACGUAUGUAUGUAACGAAUCACGUAUCUGUUACUGUAAACGAGGCUUAUUCUACUCCGUAUAACGACUUUAAAACCAACUAUUUUAGUGUCGGGCAGCAACCAUAUAGGACCAGCGUGUUCGGUGACAGAGAUUCGAACUUGUGACCCUCGGAAUGCGAGUCGAGCUCCUCUAACCACCAGGCCAUACCAGGUCCCCUCUGUAAACGAGGCUGUAUAUUUAUAUUGUUUAAUCCCAGGCCCUGAUUACCAAAACUCGUGAUAUUUUCUAUUGUCAUUAGGGCGACUAAUGGAGUCUUGCCAAUGUGUGAAAUCUCCCUUUUAAGGAUGUCAGUGCAACAUCAAUAUUGAUUUGUAUAACAAAAAUAUUCCUUUAUAAUUAAAGUCGAAAUAAAUGAACUGAUAGCAUUUACUUUCUGGUGUGACAUAACUGCAUAUGCUUCUGUGAUGAUUUGUAAAAUUUCUGCAGGUGUUGAUACUGACUGGAGACAAAAAAGAAACCAGGCCACAACACAGAUUUUUGAUGUUUGUUUCAGAGUUACAGAGAAGUGAUUCAAAGCUUCGGUCUUGCUCAGGGUUACAGAGGGUUCAUUCAAAGCUUUGGACUUGUUCAUGGUUACAGGGGGUUCAUUCAAAGCUUUGGACUUGCUCAGAAUUACAGAGAAAUGACCCAAAGGUUUGGUUACAAAGAGGUGAUUCAAUACUUUGUUACAGAGUGGUUAAUCAAAGCUUUUGCCUUACUCUAGGUUACAGAGUAGUCAUCCACAGCUAUGUUUACAAGAGCGGUGAUUCAAUACUUUAGCCUUUAGGGUUACUGAGAAGUAGCCCAUAACUCUGGUUACGGAGAGGUGGUUCAAAGUUUCAAUCGGAGUUACAGAGAAACAGCUCGAAACUUUGUCCUUGUUAAGGAUUCCAGUGAAGUGUCUGAAAGCAAGAGAAGUCAAGCCUUUAAUUUACUUGUUUUACCAAAUGAAGUUUAGGGUCGAUUCUAAAGAAGCACCGAUACUUGCUUUGACCAAUCACCGUACAACAUUUGGUAAAUGAAUCAAUCAGAAGAACAUCACACUGACGUAAAAUGGUAAAUCUUCGGGGUAUAAAUUUCUUGCUUUUAUAAUAUCAACAUGUGUGUGUGUGUGUGUGUUUGUGACGACAGGGUCCACCAUCUUGUCUUUUAUUAUUAUCACUAUUAUUAUUAUCGAAUCUACUUUUGAUUCUGUACUUUAAAAAUUUCAUCUCUCCAACAAACAUGUAGAUUAUUAAAUCUAAUGUGUUUCAAGCUGAUUUUUGGUUACCAAGUAUAAUACUGUUAGGAACAAUAGUUCCACUUUUCCAAGCUGCAAAGCAUGGUUAUAAUUAAUCAUACUUGUCAUAAGACAUUACCGCUAGGCCUAUUAUAUUUUUGAACUUUGCAUUCUUUACGUAGCCCCUUAGAAAUUUUCAAGAAUUAGACUAUAAUAACAGCAUUCCAACCACACUAUGUUUGUAUAUCCAUUGUCGAUGACACUUUUCGCUCAACCCAGAGCUCAUCAGACACAACAAACACAAUAAUGGUAGGAACACUGUUUUAGAGUAACAUUUUUUAUGGUGUGAACACAUUUUCCAAGCAUGAUUAUAGACUCUUCUAAUUCUUGAAAAUCCCUGAAAUGUUAGAUAAAAGUUAAAGAAUAUAAUAUACACAGUUGUUCAAACUUCUACCAGAUGGCGUUGAGCAGAAACAUGUUUACCCGACCAGAGUACUGAUAUUCACAGGUAGGUAUAUAUGAAAUAUAAAAUUAGCUAAAAACUAUGAUAGAUCUCCAUUAAAAAGUAGGUAUGCGUAAAUAUCUACAAGACAUAGAUGAUCAUCUAAUUGUAUUUAAAACGCAUUAAUUUAAUUACAAAACAAUUAUACUUGGAAUAAUUGUACACUAAUGAAACGUCUGAUCAGGCGAUAUGCCCUUGAGUCAAUUAGACUUCCCUAAGUACGAGCCAAACGCCUUGCUGUUCUAGAACUAAGUGGAUGAUUUUUAAGCGAUAUAAAUAUAAUGCAUUCAAAUAUACCUUGUAUAACAUCAUUAUAUGCAUCCUCCGAGUUUAUGAUGUAGAAAGCAUAGCGUCAUAUACAUACAUAUCAGUUUGACGUAUCUCUCACUUUUUCAACUUUAUUAGAAGCACGAUUUGUAGUUCAAAAUGAAAACUAGCUUAGUCUAUAUCCACAAAUAAUGGCUUUUAUAACUCUUGAAGAUAUUAGUGGUGUGAUUUUAAUUCGGCUUGUAUCUUUAGCUUUACAAGGCCUAUUAUAUGAGCUAAGCCUAACGUAUUCAGGCAAUUAAGCCUAUUCUAAAAAAAGGAGAUUACUAUAACUAAUAUCAAUUAACAUUUAGUAGUCUUUAAGCCAAGUCCGUUUUCAGAAUCUUAUUUCUUUCCGGUAAGCAAUAAAAUUAAAUUUAGAAAACAUUUUAUAAAUCAUUAACAAGUACUCUAUUUUAAACAUAUUUCUCUUGGCUCGUUACGUAUAUAGAUCUGAUGCAUAUAUAUAUAUACUUACUUACAUUUAACAACCUCUGCAAGCAAUUCUUAAAUAAAAGAAUUCUGCUUUUAAGCAAAAAAGAAUGUGGAAAUUAGUCCACUUUCAAAACAUAUCAGAAAUCGAGAUUUUCUUCGGGUACUUGUUUUUUCCUCACAGAAGAAAAGACAAGUAUUUGUUAUUAGUGUUAGAUUAACUUUUCCAAAAUUAUCCGUCAACAAUCAUAUCAUCUUUUAACUGUUUGUGCCGUCUUAAAAUUUUAAACGAACAUAUAGCAAAAUGAUAUCAGCGAAUGUAUGUUUGGAUAUAUAUACAAGUUUUAUUAAAAAUAACUCUUUCGGAAUGAAAAAAUUAGUACUGAAUGAGAUAAAAUAUGAAGGCGCAAAAGCUAGAGAGAUAUUUAGUGUAUGACAAGCUUUAUCGGGAAUUAUUGCUGUCAUUAAUGUUCUUUGUUCGUGAUAGUUUUAAAUAAUAAAAUACAAUAAUGACGACUUUUAUCCAUACUUUCCUUAAGUUAAGCCUGAUUCAAAAUUUUAAGUAGUUGGGUCUUUUAGCGCAAUGGUCAACACUGGGCUAUCUCAGUUCUGUCCACCGCGGGGAAUCGGAUUCCAGAUUUUACAAGUCCGCAGACUUACCGCUAAGCCACUAGGGGGCAAAUUUUUAUGAAAGAAAAAUAGCUUAUAGACACGCACGUAAACUUCUAACUGUAUUAAUGCAUAUCAAAAAUAAAGGUAAUUAUUUGAUUAUUUAUACAGAAGGUGAAGCUGGAAAAUAAAUUGACACGAGUGUCUGUGAAUAUCUGAAUGCCACCAGAGGUCAUCAAGUAACUUACAAAAUAUAAUUAUAUAAUGUUUUUGUUUUGUAAACAUUUAAACUGUUUAUGAAUCAGUUUUUUGUUCUUUUUUUUAUAAUUUCGAUGGUUUUUAAUUU